Molecule: messenger RNA, 474 nt
Organism: Gymnogyps californianus (California condor)
Lineage: Eukaryota; Metazoa; Chordata; Aves; Accipitriformes; Cathartidae
Product: scale keratin-like
Exons: 1
Coding region: 1-474 (157 amino acids)
Cellular component (GO): intermediate filament
Molecular function (GO): structural constituent of cytoskeleton
Source: RefSeq, a predicted model, not a curated record
AUGUCUUGCUACGACCUGUGCUCCACCUCUGCCUGCGGCGUCUACCGCCCCCAGCCCCUCGCUGACAGCUGCAACGAGCCGUGCGUCCGUCAGUGCCCUGACUCCACGACCGUGAUCCAGCCGCCUCCAGUCGUCGUCACCUUCCCCGGCCCCAUCCUCAGCUCUUUCCCCCAGGAUUCGGUUGUGGGAUCCUCUGGAGCACCUGUCCUUGGGGGCUAUGGGGGCUACGGGGGCUACGGGUCCCUGGGUUAUGGGGGUCUGUAUGGCUAUGGGGGCUACGGGUCCCUGGGCUAUGGGGGUCUGUAUGGCUAUGGGGGCUAUGGCUCCCUGGGCUAUGGGGGUCUGUACGGCUAUGGAGGCUCUCUUGGUUAUGGGGGUCUGUAUGGCUGUGGUAGACCCUAUGGUUCUGGCUAUUGUAGCCCUUACUCCUACUGGCACAACAGGUACAGCCGUGGCAGCUGCGGGCCCUGCUAA